CAACGGAUGCGAGGUGUGAUGCAUCAUGCUCAUGCAACCACGCGUGAUUCCAUGACAGAUGGUGGCUGCCCGGUUGAUCCAUCUCACUGUAUUGAAUUGGUACAGUCGCUCGAAUUGUCAGGUCGUUGCAGCACAAUUUGCUCAGACGACAGGUAACCAGCGUCAAAAGGAGCGGUCAAUACGAACCGCUCGACGCCUUGGUACUCGUCCCACUUGGGUUCCACCUAGUGUUGUUAUAGCACAAGGAACAAUUCCGCGUCUCCGCCGGACAUAGGCCGACGUUGCGGAGGAGUACUAGUACUCAAUUCCUAUGGCCUUAUAGCCGCCCCGUUGAGUGACCGUCCUUGGCAGCUUUCCCGAGGCCUAUUCCUCCUCGUGGCGCCGGAAACGGCCCCUCAUGACCGAAAAUCAGUAGAACGA
Molecule: messenger RNA, 420 nt
Organism: Rhodofomes roseus
Lineage: Eukaryota; Fungi; Basidiomycota; Agaricomycetes; Polyporales; Fomitopsidaceae
Exons: 3
Coding region: 59-274 (71 amino acids)
Source: RefSeq, a predicted model, not a curated record